CAGAAGUCAGUAUACCCACAAGUCCCGCGUAAUUACAAAGUAGGAAAUGAGAAGUGUUUCCGGAUAACAUGCAAGAGAAAUAAUUAAAGCUGUGUUAUUGCGGAGGGAAUAAUUUGUGUUGAUAUUUAAAUGAUUUGCUAUCUUUGAGGAUUUAUUUUCCCUUCUAGGUGUUGUCAUUUUGUUUUAUUUUGUUUUAAAGUAGGUAAGGGAGUCAGAACAGCUGCCCGUUCGUGACGCGGUUGUUUACGUUUUUGUUCAUUCUUAAUUGUGCGCUCUCUUAAUUCUCUUGUUAGUGUCAGUAGAAAAUUAUAAUUUAAAAAGUGUCAUUUGGAUCUGCCAAGAAAGCAAAGUGUUGUGUUUUUUGUAAAAUGAAAAAUUAGACGUCAGAAAACCAAUUGCAACCCAAGAUAUUGUACACUAUGUCAACUGAGGAGGUUUUUGCAGAAGGAAAUGAAGUUAACGGGCAUGUAGAGCCUGAAGAAGUUGUUGAUAGACGGGAAUCAGUGUCUAAGGAUCCGCCACCAGUUGUUGCUCCUAAACCCAAGCGGUCUUCAACAAGUGGGAGUAUGUCGGAGCCACACCACACGGGUCCUCCACAGCAACAACAUGGUCACAUGACCGCCGAGGAGAUGGACGAGCAGAGAAAGCAGAAUAUCGCUUAUGAAUACCUCUGUCAUCUUGAAGAAAGCAAAGUAUGGAUACAAGCUUGCAUUAAUGAAGAGUUACCUCCCACAACAGAGCUGGAGGAGGCAUUACGUAAUGGAGUUUACCUGGGAAAACUUGCUCACUUCAUGGCCCCCAACAAAGUCCCUCUUAAAAGGGCUUAUGAUAGAGAAUCAUUUUAACUUUUUCAGGCCAGAGGGCUUCACUUCCGACACACAGAUAACUUAAACCAGUGGUUCCAGGCUAUGGAAGAGGUUGGACUUCCGCGGAUAUUUUACCCUGAGACAACUGAUAUAUAUGACAGAAAGAAUAUGCCGAGGACAAUAUAUUGCCUUCAUGCUUUAAGUUUAUACCUGUUCAAGCUAGGUAUGGCUCCACAGAUUCAAGACUUGUACGGAAAGGUUAAUUUUACAGAGGAAGAAUUACAUAUCAUACAUAAGGAAUAGACAAAUUGGUAUCAGAUGCCAACAUUCAGCAAGAUUGGAGGAAUCCUUGCUAAUGAGCUAAGUCAAGACGAUGCAGCAUUACACGCAGCUAUUAUUGCCAUCAACGAAGCUAUUGAGACUCAAGUCACUGCAGACAUUAUGGCGGCUCUUGGCAACCCUUCAGCAAAUCUUGUCGGGAUUGAUGGUGUUCUUGCCGAGAAUUAUUCCGCUGACCUUUAUAACGCCAAACAAACAAAGACAGAAAAUGCCAAAAAUAAGCGAGGAGGAGAGGGGGAUAGCACAAAAGAGUUUGAUGUUUAUGAUGAAAUGUUAACACAAGCUGAAAUACAGGGGAACUUGAAUCUAGUCAAUACAACGCACACAUUGAAUGAAUUGAAUUCAGCCUUAUUAAAGGAGGAUAAGGAAUUCAUUUUGAAAUGGUUGAAGUCAUCACAUCUUGGUAUCAAGAACAUCAAAGAUGAAAAUAUUGAUCACUAUGUUGUACAGCUUCAGGAAACCAGACAAGUCAAAAAGAAUAACAAUAAUGGUGAAGAUGUUCCCCUCGACAAGGAAGACAUUCAACAAGCAGUUAACACAGCUAAUCUAGAGGCAGAUGCUGAAUAUCAGAAGUCCUUGGCUGUUGUGUCAGUGAAUCAAGCCAUCGAGACCAAAGAUCGUGACCUGUUGAUGAAAACAUUACAGCACCCACGUUCACAGUUACCACAGGUUCAUGACUUUGCUGGUAGUUUGUAUAUGGAGGAGUUCUGUAGCAUGCGAGAGGAAAAAGAACAUGAGGAACAACUAGAUUAUGAUGAGAUUUACGCAGCAGUAGGAGUUUUAUCAGCAAUAGCUUCUAUAAAUAGAUGUGUGGACACAGGAAAUACAGAGGGUACUUUUGCAGCAUUGUCAGUUGAGACAGCAUGUAUAGAAAAUCUGGAUGAAGAAAAUGCUGAUAGAUACCAGUCUGCCUUAGAAAAUGUCAAAACUGGCAAGCAAGGGGAAUCAUGUGAUCUGUUAACCCAUGCUGAGAUAACAGAAGUUGUAGAACAAGUUAAUGCUCAAGUUGAAGAGGAACACCUUAGAAUCCUAGCAUUAUCAAAGAUUAAUGAAUAUAUAGAGAAAGGCAACCCCGAGGAGACAUUAGAGAUGUUGAAGUUACCAGAAGCUAAGCUAGAAAAUGUGGAGGACAAACAAGCUUACAGCUACCAGGUGUCUCUCAUACGUAAGAAGAAGGAAAAGGCUGAGAAACAUGGAGAUGAUAGUGCAGAGUUGUGGCUAGAUGAAAUUCAAGCUUCCAUUGACAAAAGCAACCAAGAUGCCAAAGAGGGAUUGGAAUUGUUGUCUGGUUUGGCUAGUAUCAAUGAUGCUAUAGAUGCAGACGACCAUGAGGCUUUGAUAGCUGGUCUUGCCUUACCUAGUGUUGGAAUGAAUAAUGUGAGUGCAGACUGUGCCCACACCUAUCUGGAGGAACUACAUAAAGAAAAGGAGAAGAAGCAGGCUGCUGGGGAAUGUGGAAGUGGCUGGAUGAUGAACCGUACAAAAGACGGCACCAAGUUUUUCUAUAAUACACGUUCCCAGGAAUACCUCUGGUGUAGGACUGAUGAUGUCAUCAAAGAUAAUUCGUUACUUACCAAAGAUGAAAUACAGG
Ruditapes philippinarum (Manila clam) is the source of this 2736-nucleotide messenger RNA. Its product is annotated as ras GTPase-activating-like protein IQGAP1. Gene Ontology annotation, molecular function: calmodulin binding; actin filament binding; GTPase activator activity. Gene Ontology annotation, biological process: regulation of actin cytoskeleton organization. The record is from RefSeq and is a predicted model, not a curated record. Gene Ontology annotation, cellular component: cytoplasm. Lineage: Eukaryota; Metazoa; Mollusca; Bivalvia; Venerida; Veneridae.